Messenger RNA from Tachyglossus aculeatus (Australian echidna), 1389 nucleotides. Its product is annotated as probable E3 ubiquitin-protein ligase TRIML1. Bases 1 to 1389 code for a protein of 462 amino acids. The record is from RefSeq and is a predicted model, not a curated record. Gene Ontology annotation, molecular function: protein binding; zinc ion binding. Lineage: Eukaryota; Metazoa; Chordata; Mammalia; Monotremata; Tachyglossidae. The transcript has 8 exons.
AUGGAUCUGGCAAACGAUCUCCAGGAAGAGCUGACCUGCUCUGUCUGCAUGGAUUACUUCAUUGACCCCGUGACCAUCAGCUGUGGACACAGUUUCUGCCAUCUGUGUCUCCUCAAGUGUUGGGAGGACACCCAGACAUCCUUCUCCUGUCCAGAGUGCCGUGGGGCCUGUGAUCUGAAAGAUUUCCAGAUCAAUCUGCGUCUGAAGAAGCUGGCAAUAAUUGGGAAACAGCUCAGACCCCGCCUACUUAAGAAUUCGACUGGAGAGGGACUAUGCGGGAGGCACCAGCAGGCCCUAAAGCUGUUCUGCCAGCAGGAUGGAAGUCUAAUCUGUGUGUCAUGUUUCAAUUCUGAGGCUCACAGAGAUCACAGUGUGUAUCCCAUUGAGGAUUCGGCUGACUUCUACAGGGGAACAUUCCAGGAGCUUCUUAAUCAUUUAUGGAAAGAAAUGGAGCAAGUUCAGGCACUGCUGUCCAAAGAGAGGAAAAAAAUUAGAACGUGGAAGGAGGAAAUACAGAUUUGGAGACAGAAUAUCGUGAUUGAAUUUGAGAAAAUGCACCAAUUCCUGGAUGAGGAGGAAGAAAAAUGUGGAUGUGAGAGGAACAUUGUUCAGGAGUUCAGCCAUGCUGCAGCAAUGGCCAGAAGCCUGCUCUUUGGAGCUGAGUGUGUGCUCUAUCCCUGGGAUAAGGGAAAUGCUCAGCAAACAUGCCGAAAUGAGUUCCUGGAAGGCCCUAAGAAAAAGACCAUAAGAGAACUCUCUCUCUUCCCCAAUAACAUGGACCUGCCCAUGGAUUCAGUUAACUCUGAGACUCCUGAUGUGAGGUUCUCCUCUCAGCCUCUGGAAUAUCUGGAUGUAACUCUGGACCCAAGCACAGCCAGUCCAUAUGUCAUCGUGUCUCAGGAUCGGAGAAGUGUGAGAAUCGCGGAGACCCCGCCCGAUGUGCCCAACCACCAAGACAGAUUUGACAACUGUACCAGCGUCCUGGGCUCCCAAGCGUUCACAUCAGGACGGCACUAUUGGGAGGUGGAAGUGGGGGACAAGGCAGAGUGGGAGGUGGCUGUGAGUUAUGAGUUUAGGGGUCAAAAGCAUCGCAUGCGAUUCUUGCAAGAGAAGACAUUCUCACUUUUCAGCACCCAUAGUGGAAAUGGGGACGGUCCCUGCAUUACAUUCCCUGGUAACAGGGUGCCUGUUCGCCGGGUUGGGGUGUUCCUGGAUUAUGAAGCCGGAAUCCUCUCCUUCUACAAUGCCACAGAGAGCUACCUCAUCUACAGCUUCCUCCCUACCCGCUUCUCUGGACCAGUGCGACCCAUCUUCUCCCCAUGUCUCAUGUAUGGGCAACAUGAUCAAGAGCCAAUUACCAUCUGCCCGGUGAAUGACAUCAUUCUUUGA